This is a messenger RNA of Adineta ricciae, 1122 nucleotides long. Lineage: Eukaryota; Metazoa; Rotifera; Eurotatoria; Adinetida; Adinetidae. The record is from the annotation of a GenBank genome assembly.
AUGCCAAGACGAAAAUAUUGUGAACACCCAAUAAAACAUGAAAAAUCUGCACGUGUACCAAAAGGAGUAGUCGCUGUGUCAUCACAGCUAUCAAACUUUUUGAUUGCUCAAUAUGAUGUGGCUGACACUCGAAUUCGCUGGUUAUGUCCAACAUGUCAUGCAUCUGAAUCGAAGAAAAUGAUGACUCAUCAAUCGAGCGAGCUCAACGACGAUGAAAGUUCAAGUGAUGAUGCAUUCAUGAUAGAAAGUUCUCCUGUUAAUGAUCAGAAAAAAGAUGAUGAUGCUGUCAAUGUGGAAUUUGAUGAUUUGAAUGUAGAAGAGAAAGAGAAUCCUCAUAUGGACAGUGGUAUCAUAGAUGAGUCAAAUGAUGAUGAUGAAUCACCAUGUGCUGAUGGAACAACUGAUCCUGAAUCAAUGGAUGAAGAUACAUGUCAUGCUGUCUACGAACUCGAACACCAGAAAGAAAAAGCAAUGGAGGAAUUAUCAAAUAUAUUCAAACUAUUAAACAUAGAUCCCAUCCAUGACAGAUCAGCAGUAUCACCAAUUCGAACCAAAGUCGAUGAAGUGUAUAGAAAACUUAAUCAAUUAUGUGACAUGUUAGAUGAAAAGUCUCAAAUUUCGCGUGAUCCAAAUCCUCAUAGACUAAGGAUAUGUGAAUCAAACCAACUUUUGGAUGGUUUAAAAAAGUUAUAUGCUGAUAGUGAGCCAGAGGAACAAGUUCGUUUGAUGACAAUCGCUCCGAAAGAAUGGGGUCGACAAAAAAUAGAAAAAUGGUUUCAAUCAAAGCCAAAUCAGGCUCGACGAUCGCUUGUUCUUCGAAAAAACAAUGGAAUACUAGCUUAUCCACAAUGUCUACGAGGAAAUAUUCCUUUAUCUGAUUCAACAGUGGACACUGUGCUGAAGUUCUAUUGUGAAGAUGGCAUUAGUCGAACCUCAUCGAAUUCUAAAGACACAAUCAAAAUCAACGGACAAUCUGUAGCAGUUCGAUUCUUAGAAAUGACUGUUUUGGGUGCGUACCAAAUAUUUAAUGAACGACAUCCUGGACUAGUUGCACGAUCAACUUUCAAUAGUCUUCGACCACGAGAAGUAAAGACUGCAACACCACAUGAUACUUGCAUAUGA